Messenger RNA from Durio zibethinus, 1075 nucleotides. Its product is annotated as putative peroxygenase 4. The record is from RefSeq and is a predicted model, not a curated record. Lineage: Eukaryota; Viridiplantae; Streptophyta; Magnoliopsida; Malvales; Malvaceae. Gene Ontology annotation, molecular function: calcium ion binding; monooxygenase activity.
UCCACACACGACCACCAAUCUCCUUCUUUGCACUUACUGUUGAUUUGAUCCGAGGCUUUUUUACUUACACAUGGCUUCUUCUUUGCCAUCGAAAGAUUUUCAAGAGGGAGUUGAUGAUGAUGAUGAUGAUGCAGUGAGAUAUAUGCCUACUGACCAAAACGUUCUGAAAAAACAUGUUGCAUUCUUUGACAGGAACCAUGAUGGCCUCGUUUAUCCAUGGGAGACUUUUAAAGGUUUUAGAGCAAUUGGGGCUGGUUAUUUCUUGUCAAUGGCAGGUGCCAUCUUCAUCAACGUUGCUCUUAGUGGCAAAACUCGCCCUGGAAAAUUUCCGUCUCUUCUCUUCCCCAUUGAGGUAAAAAACAUCCACUUGGCAAAGCAUGGGAGUGACUCCGGUGUAUAUGACAGUGAAGGAAGAUUUGUACGCUUGAAGUUUGAAGAAAUCUUCAUCAAAUUCGCCCGUACACAUGCCAGUGCCUUGACAUCUGAUGAACUGAUGGCAAUGCUCAAGGCUAACAGGGAACCACAGGAUUACAAAGGAUGGAUCAUUAGCUGGACAGAAUGGAAGACUUUAUACUGUCUCUGCAAGGACAACAAUGGAUUAUUGAGGAAAGAAACAAUUAGGGCUGUUUAUGAUGGAAGCCUGUUUGAACAUAUGGAGAGGGAACGAGCAGCUACCAUAAAGAAAUCGCUCCAAAGUCGAGACAGACAUUGCGUGAUCCAAUUCCAACCCAAAAUCAAGCUAUACCAAGACAUGAGCCUUUUGCCGUGGAGCUCCUCUUUAAACCUUGUCUAAUGUAGCAGCAAAAUGGCAACAGUUUGGUCGGAGGUUUAAGUUAAACCCAUAAAUAGACCUGAAAGUGCUGUGGGCACAUGAAAGCAAAGACAAAAACUUCCAUCACUUUGAUAAAUAUAUAUGCAAAUAAUAGGAAAUUGUUUUAAUUAUUGAAUGUGACCUUCCCUUUUUCCCUCUUAUCUUCAUCUCUUGGUCGUUUCUCCCUUCAUUGUUUUUCUUUGAUGGAACAAGCCGUUCUUGCUCUUCCACUCCCCUAGAGAGAUUGGCAAAUUAGGCAAAGAU